Chlorella variabilis is the source of this 1200-nucleotide messenger RNA. RefSeq lists its product as hypothetical. Gene Ontology annotation, molecular function: protein binding. Gene Ontology annotation, cellular component: small-subunit processome; nucleolus. Gene Ontology annotation, biological process: maturation of SSU-rRNA from tricistronic rRNA transcript (SSU-rRNA, 5.8S rRNA, LSU-rRNA). The transcript is spliced from 6 exons. The coding region runs from base 1 to 1200 and encodes 399 amino acids. The record is from RefSeq and is a predicted model, not a curated record. Lineage: Eukaryota; Viridiplantae; Chlorophyta; Trebouxiophyceae; Chlorellales; Chlorellaceae.
AUGAAGGUCAAGGCCAUCAACCGGUCGGAGGAGGGGUGCACGCGGGAGCGGGCGCAGGACGUGCAGAAGGUGCACCGCAACCUGGACCCCGCGCUGCACCCGUUUGAGAAGGCCAAAGAAUACACGCGGGCGUUGAACGCGGCCAAGCUGGACCGUGUGUUUGCCAAGCCCUUCCUGGCCGCCCUGCCCCACGACGACGGCAUCACGUGCCUGGCCCGCAACCCGCGCCGCCUCAACUCCCUGCUGUCGGGCGCCGCCGACGGCGACGUGCGGCUGUGGGACAUCCCCGCCCGCCGCUGCCUGCGCCGCAUGGUGGGCCACACGGCGGCGAUCAAGGGCAUCAGCGUGACGCCAGACGGAGAGGCCGCGGUGUCGUGCAGCACAGACUGCACCGUCAAGCUGUGGAAGGUGCCGUUUGCGCCGUUUGACGGCGGGCCGCUGCAGGAGGACAGCCAGCCGGUGCUGGAGUUUUCGGGGCGCCACGCCUUCCGCUCCGUGGACCACCACUGGGGGCGCGCGCAGUUUGCGACGGCGGGGGCGGCGGUGGAGGUGUGGGACCACGAGCGCUCCGAGCCGGUGCAGACGUUCAGCUGGGGGGCGGACACGCUGACGUCGGUGCGCUUCAACCCCGCCGAGCCCGACGUGUUUGCCACCGCGGGCAGCGACCGCGGCGUGGCGCUGUACGACCUGCGCUCGUCCACCCCCAUCCGCAAGCUGGUCAUGCAGACGCGCACCAACGCGCUGGCCUGGAACCCCAUGGAGGCGUUCAACUUCACGGUGCGCAUCUUCACCUUCAACGGCGGGCACAGCCGGGACGUGUACCACACCAAGCGCAUGCAGCGCGUGUUUGCGGUGCGCUUCAGCGGCGACGGCACAUACGUCUUCUCAGGCUCCGACGACAUGAAUGUGCGGGUGUGGAAGGCAAACGCCAGCGAGCAGCUGGGCACGCUGCUGCCGCGGGAGCGCAAGCAGCUGCAGUACAACAAGGCGCUUGUGGAGCGGCACAAGCACCUGCCCGAGGUGGCGCGCGUCGUGCGCAACCGCCACCUCCCUGCCCCCAUCUACAAGGCCGCCAAGCUGCGCCGUGUGCAGCAGGACAGCGAGCGGCGCAAGACGCAGCACCGCAUCGCGCACUCCGCGCCAGGCAGCGUCAAGGUCAAGCCGGCGCGCAGGAAGAAGGUGGUGGCAGAGCUGGAGUGA